Messenger RNA from Haliotis rufescens (red abalone), 2031 nucleotides. RefSeq names its product phenylalanine--tRNA ligase, mitochondrial-like. The record is from RefSeq and is a predicted model, not a curated record. NCBI's taxonomy places the organism in Eukaryota, Metazoa, Mollusca, Gastropoda, Lepetellida, Haliotidae. The coding region runs from base 159 to 1421 and encodes 420 amino acids. Gene Ontology annotation, molecular function: tRNA binding; phenylalanine-tRNA ligase activity; ATP binding. The transcript has 6 exons. Gene Ontology annotation, cellular component: mitochondrion; cytoplasm. Gene Ontology annotation, biological process: phenylalanyl-tRNA aminoacylation.
UUCUGUUAUAACAUGUCUGAGGAGCUGUGUCAAGCGUACUUAGUAUUUCCCGAGUGAUUUCGUCCACGUGCAAGAUGCUUCCCAGGCAUGUCAUUGUAAUUUUAACAUAAUGGAUUCAACACUCUCUGUGUGUUGUUCUGUGUGGUAGAGUGGAUGCUAUGUACGUUGUGAAGAGGCUAGCCAGUGGCACAGGCCCAAGUGGAAAACAAGCUCCACACACCAUUGACAUAGCGGGCCACACUUUCAGUACAGAUGACUGGACCAAUGUUAAUCAAGGAGUGCUUACAAAACUUGGUCGGAAUCUGCAUAUGCAAAAAAAUCAUCCACUCAAUUUGAUAAAAAGAAGAAUAGAAAACUUCUUUUACAAACACUACAUAAAUCGCAGAAGUAAUCCAAUAUUUUCAGUUUAUGAUCAGCUUAGCCCAGUUGUAACACUUGAACAGAACUUUGAUAGUUUAUUGGUGCCGUUUGACCAUGUUAGUCGAUCAAGGUCAGACAGCUAUUAUAUCAACUCCAAAUAUAUGUUGCGGGCACAUACAUCAGCACAUCAGAGAGAUCUGAUGAAGUCUGGACUAGAUGCCUUCCUUGUUGUUGGAGAUGUGUACCGAAGAGAUGAAAUUGAUGCCAGUCAUUACCCAGCAUUCCAUCAGCUGGAAGGUGUCCGGCUUUUCACAGAAUUUGAGUUAUUUAAGGAUGUGUCAGACUCAACAAAUCUGUGCCUGUUUGAAGAUGGAAAGAGACUUACUGACAAACAGGCUUUCCACACAACUGAUGCUGCUAAACUUGUGGAACACAGUCUGAAGACAACACUGCAAGACCUGACAAUCAGCCUCUUUGGAAAGGAUGUUGAAUUGCGCUGGACAGAUAGUUAUUUUCCCUUCACCCAUCCCUCAUGGGAACUGGAGAUUAAGUUUCAAGGAGAGUGGCUGGAAGUCCUUGGUUGUGGCAUUAUGGAACAGGAGCUGCUGCAGUCAGCAAGUACAGCAGACAAGAUCGGCUGGGCAUUUGGUUUGGGCUUGGAAAGGCUGGCAAUGAGGCUCUACUCCAUUCCAGACAUACGCUUGUUUUGGAGCUGCGACUCAGGAUUCCUCUCCCAGUUUGAUGGGGUUCCCCCCGAGUCUGAUGUCAAAUACCAGCCAGUCAGCCAGUAUCCACAGUGUACAAAUGACAUUUCAUUCUGGGUUCCUGACAGCUUUACACCAAAUGAUUUCUAUGACCUUGUGCGCUCAGUUGGUGGUGACCUUGUGGAGCAGGUCAACCUUGUGGAUGAAUUCCUUCAUCCAAAGAAACAACGACAGAGUCACUGCUACCGUAUCAUCUACCGGCAUAUGGAAAAAACCUUGACGCAGGAAGAGGUCAACGUCAUACAUAGCAAGAUUGAAAGAGAGGCUGUGCUAUUGUUGGGUGUAGAAAUUAGAUGAUGUUCAAGGAAUGUGUUUAUACUGUAGUAAGUGUGAUAUGCAAGUGAUAAGAAUAACCUCUGUGUACUUUGGUAAGGCAUGUUCAGAUUUAAUACAAGCUUUUCAUUAUUGGCUGUUUCAUGGCCCUACAAAGACCAGCAGAUAACGGACAAUAACAGUACAGUGAUAUUUGGAUAAAUUUUUUACUGUUUAUUUGAAGUAUUUAGAGAUAGGAAUGAUAUUCUAGAUGUAAUUAAGACGACACAUCAUGUGUCUGACGGUGCUGCAGCACAGUGAGUGAGUGAGGGCUAGUUCAUUAGCUGUAUAUUUACUUCUGGCAUUGUUAAAUACAGUUAUUAUGAACACCACUUAAACAUACUUGCAGUGUGUGCAAGUGCUUCCUACAGCUUUGGACAUGUGGCAGAGUGGCACUGUCUGGUUAGCACAUUGGCAGGAUUCAUAGCCAUAUGCCACACAUUCCUAGGUCAGGUUGGAGGUGGGACAUUUUGUAUCUUUAAGAUGACAUCGAACACGACCUUUAUUUUCCGACUCUGUAAAUAUGCAAAAUGCCUUGGAAGGCAAAGGGAGUUAAUUUCAGUGAAGUUUAUGAAUAAAAAAGCAUGGGAGAGAA